Molecule: messenger RNA, 1748 nt
Organism: Suricata suricatta (meerkat)
Lineage: Eukaryota; Metazoa; Chordata; Mammalia; Carnivora; Herpestidae
Gene: GAL3ST3
Product: galactose-3-O-sulfotransferase 3
Exons: 4
Coding region: 321-1295 (324 amino acids)
Biological process (GO): glycolipid biosynthetic process
Cellular component (GO): membrane
Molecular function (GO): galactosylceramide sulfotransferase activity
Source: RefSeq, a predicted model, not a curated record
CGCCUCCGGUGUGCGAUGGGGGGCGGGCGGCGGGCAGAGCGGAGAGGAGCGGAGCCGCCACCUGAUCCCAUCCAGGCGCGGAGAGGCGAGCGAACCGGCACUCGGCGCUCAGGCCCCCGGCGCCCUCCGAUCCGCACUGGAUUUCGGGACAAGGGUUUGGAGAUAGCGGCGACCACCCCAAAGCCGGGUCGGAGGCAGAGCCCGCGGCGCCUCUCAGGAAUACUGGCCCCGCUACCAGAGCCCCAGGAGCCCCCAUGAGUGCCGGCGAAGGGAGUCCUGGAUAGCGAGGCCCUGGCUGGUCCAGGGCCGGGUACCCCAUCAUGCCACCCAUCCUCCAGCACGUGCAGCAGGCCUCCAAGAUGAUGAGCCGCAGGAAGAUCCUGCUGCUGGUGCUGGGGUGCAGCACCUUAAGCCUCCUCAUCCACCAGGGGGCACAGCUCAGCUGGUACCCCAAACUGUUUCCUCUGAGCUGCCCGCCUCUGCGGGACUCACCGCCCCGCCCCAAGCACAUGACGGUGGCCUUCCUGAAGACGCACAAGACCGCAGGCACGACUGUCCAGAACAUCCUAUUCCGAUUUGCCGAGCGCCACAACCUGACGGUGGCCCUGCCGCACCCGAGCUGCGAGCACCAGUUCUGCUACCCGCGCAACUUCUCGGCGCACUUCGUGCACCCGGCCACGCGGCCACCGCACGUGCUAGCCAGCCACCUGCGCUUCGACCGCGCCGAGCUCGAGCGCCUCAUGCCGCCCGGCACCGUCUACGUCACCAUCCUGCGCGAGCCGGCCGCCAUGUUCGAGUCGCUCUUCAGCUACUACAACCAGUACUGCCCUGCCUUCCGGCGCGUGCCCAACGCGUCGCUCGAGGCCUUCCUGCGCGCGCCCGAGACCUACUACCGCGCGGGCGAGCACUUCGCCAUGUUCGCGCACAACACGCUCGCCUACGACCUGGGCGGUGACAACGAGCGCAGCCCGCGCGAGGACGCCGCCUACCUGGCGGGCCUCAUCCGCCAGGUGGAGGAGGUCUUCUCGCUCGUCAUGAUCGCCGAGUACUUCGACGAGUCGCUGGUACUGCUGCGGCGCCUGCUGGCCUGGGACCUGGACGACGUGCUCUACGCCAAGCUCAACGCGCGCGCCGCCAGCUCGCGCCUCGCCGCCAUCCCCGCGGCGCUCUACUCGAGCUACCUGCUGCGCAAACAGAAGCGCCGGGGCGGCGCGCGGCCCCGGCCCGAGCCGGUCCUGGACAAUCCGCCGCCGCGGCCCAUCCGGGUGCUGCCCCGCGGCCUCCAGGGCCACUGAGCUCUCGAGUCUGGGUCCUUCCCUGCCCAUCGGGAGUCCUGCCUGGGACUGCCCCCAGCACCCGCCUCAUCGGGGCCUCUUCUGCUCAGUACUUGGGGCCUCGUCUCCCAAUCUGAGCCUGCCUCCAUAGGAUGGGUUGAACCCCGCCUUUGUGGAGGGUGCUGAUAGGCCCGAUCGAGCCCCGGGGCCACCCUCUUCUCCUCCCUAACUGGCUGGUAACUGACAAGAGGUCUGAGGCCUGCCCACAACUGCCCACCCUGCCUUUUUCUGUGGGUUGAGACCCACCUGUCUUUUUCAAGUGGGUGAGCCCAGGGGUCAGAGACCCCCACACCAUCUGUCUUCCAGGGUCCACCCUCCCCAAAGACCUAAGCUGCUCCCAGACUCCCAGAACCAAGAGUUCUUGGGUUGGGCUUUUUGUUUGGUUGGUUUUUCUUUUCUUUUUCUUUUUCUUUU